CCCAACUUAUAUCGCGACUUCCAAGAUGGCUGACGCUCUGCUGCGACACUUUCGAUCAAGCUUACCAGAAGAAGUCGCAACGCAGGUCGCACAUUCCAUCGAGAAGCUCGAAAGUGGGGAUUACGAAGGCAUCCUGCGAAGUUCUGAGGCCAAAUUACUGUUUGGCCAUGAACAGGAUGAAAACUUGCAGUCCGUUCAACUGAGCGACUUUGACACCUGGAAUGACUUCAUUUUCCAACGACUGGGCGUAAUUCUGGCAGACAGAUCGAGAGCCGAGUUGCAAGCCGUUGUCUUCUGCAUAGGAUAUGCAGCACUUCUGGCUUUCGUGCAAUCGAAUGUUACCGGCCCACCACUGGCUUUCGACGUAGCGGAAUUGCUAUUGCCAUCCGACGUGGCGUCCGACAAACAUGCUCGCCAUACAUUGCGACAGAAGCUACUUGCCGGAUUCACCGUGGAUGGAAUUGCCGCGUACAAGCUCACGCCAAACAUUGAGCUUUUGUGCUUAGCAGAUGCCAUCUUCACAAAUCCUGCAGUCUUGAAAAACAUCAAAGCUGCGAGAUGGGCAAAGUUGAGAAGUGCUUUCUUCCAUCAGCGGCUACUAUCUGAGGUGUCUUCAACGAUCCAAGAAGUGAUAUACGAUGAUCUUGGCCUACUCGAUGAUGAAUUAACAGCAGCAAGCGACGGCACGUUGCACGUCGAGUUCCUGCUGGAGCGAGCGAGUAUACACAUCCAUCAUGGCCUCGACAAAUUCGCGCGAGAGGACUUGGAGAAGGCCAAAGCUGAGAACCAAUUUCAAUUCGCACUGGUGGGAAUGCUUGGGAAACGAACCAAAUAUCAGCAGAAAGACGUCAGUCAGCUGGUAGUGCUGGCAAAGAGUGUUGAAGAUGGGGAAGAAGUCGCAAAGUCUGCAGACUCUACCACCACUGCCACCAAGACUAAACCAGAGAACCUGGAUCUCAACGAUGACACACUGCUGGAAAGCAUAUCGUUCACCAAGGACAAGCCCAGUGACGUGUCUCUCACAGAAAUGCAAAAUCUGGAAUCUCUACCGACCGUACUCCAGUCACUUGAUCCAGGCGACCAGCCGAAAUUACAGCCUCUCGACUCCACCAUCUUGCUCCUGGUGGCCUCGUCAAUCACAAAUACAUCACCGCAGAACGGCCUGACGCGAGAAGAGACACUUCCGUACGCUACACGAGUCCUAGACGGCGGCAGCUCGAACUGGCAAGUGUACACGCAAGCUCUCCUUGUCCGAAGCCGGAUCGAGGGAUACAAGUCUCGAACGAUCGAGAGAGGUCUCCUUCAGCUGCAAGCAUUGGUCGAUCAAGUCAUUGCAGAGACAACACCUGAACACUCUUCCAGCAAAGAAGACUCCGAAAAGCCAGCAGCAAUUUCAACGUUUCUGCCGAAAGCGACAGAGUCUGAGAGUGCGCCAGUUACGGAGCGAGUGAGGUACAUCUUCCAGCUUGCAACUCCCACAAGAUGGGAGCUCGAGGCGGAGCUUGCCUCUCGAUGGGUUCAAUUGGGUGGACUUCGAUCUGCUCUUGAAAUCUACGAGCGACUCGAAAUGUGGGCAGAAGCCGCUCUGUGCUGGGCUGCAACAGAGCGUGAAGACAAAGCAAAACGGAUUGUGCGACGACAACUGUUCCAUGCUGCAGGUGGGGGCCCAGAAAAAUCAGAGCUCGAUGUUGGAGAAGAUGAGGAAUGGCUGGGCCCUGCCAGAGACCCUGCGCCUCUUGACGCUCCGCGGCUGUACUGCAUUCUGGGUGACAUUGAUCAGUCGAUCGACAUGUACGAGAAAGCCUGGGAAGUUUCCAAUCAGCGAUAUGCGAGAGCGCAAAGAUCGAUUGGGCGGCAUUUCAUGGCUGCGAAAGAUAUGGUUCGCGCAGCGGAGGCUUACAGCAAGAGUUUACGAGUCAACCAGCUGAAUCAGCAAUCAUGGUUCGCGUUGGGUUGUGCUUUGCUCGAAUUGGCACAGUUCAAGCGAGCAGUCGAGGCUUUCUCUCGCUGCGUGCAGCUCGAUGAUACGGACGCUGAAUCUUGGAGCAACCUCGCUGCUGCACUCCUCCGAACUGACGAAGACGAGUCUGAUGCGCCAGUGCCUUCUACUUCGACUGAACAAUCCGCAGCUCUAGACGAUGAAGACGAGUUGCAGCCUUCCAAGCAAGCAGAGCCCACUGCUAGCGAAAAGCGUCAGCAAGUCCGUUUCGACGCCCUCAAAGCCCUCAAGCGUGCGGCUUCACUCAAACACGAAUCACAUCGCAUCUGGGAGAACGUGCUCAUUGUCGCCGCUUCUCUACGACCUCCCUCGUACCAAGACAUCCUCACCUCUCAACGACAAAUCAUCCAACUCCGUGGUCCUACAGACGGCGAGAAAUGCAUUGAUAUUCAGAUCUUGUCCAGUCUCGUCAACCACAUCAUAUCCUCGAAUGAAUCCGGCUACGAUCCCAAUGUCCCAGGUCUCACCCGCAUGACAGUAAAAUUCAUCGACGAGCAUAUCGUUCCCUUGAUCACAAGCUCUGCGGAACUCUGGCAUCUCGUAACAAAACUCGCCUUGUGGAGAAAUAAACCUUCGACUGCUCUAGACGCCGAAGAAAAAGCUUGGAGAGCUGUGACGAAUCAGCCGGGGUGGGAGAGUAAUGGGAAAGAAGAGCAGUGGAAUGCUGUGGUCGAGGCUACAGUGCGACUUUGUGAUAGUUAUGAGAGUUUGGGGCCGAAGGAGAGGACAGAAGGAAUGGCGGCUGGGUCUGGAGAGGUUGUGAUGAAGGAUUGGAAGUUUAAGGCUAGGAGUGCGCUGAGGGGGAUUAUGGGGAGAGGGAAAGAUUCUUGGGAGGGAACGGAGGGGUGGGAGAGGUUGAGGGAUGUUAUGGAGCAGUUGAGAGGCUGAGAGAGAGGGAAGGAUUGAUGGACCGGCGAAAUCUUUACAAAGCUUCUACUAGAGCAAUCUCAGUGCCCGAUCGCCCGCAGGCGAUACGUUGCGUAGGGAAUAUUUGCUCUUCACUAGCUGCAUAACUUUGUUUUGAUGCUUCGCAAACGUCCGCACUUUCAGCGUAGGCUUUCGGAAAGUGCAUGUCACGUUGAGAGCCACCUGUAAGCCCAAACGAGCUUGAAGAAGCAC
Messenger RNA from Cercospora beticola, 3118 nucleotides. RefSeq names its product tetratricopeptide repeat-containing protein EMW1 (gene EMW1). The record is from RefSeq and is a predicted model, not a curated record. Gene Ontology annotation, molecular function: protein binding. Lineage: Eukaryota; Fungi; Ascomycota; Dothideomycetes; Mycosphaerellales; Mycosphaerellaceae.